Molecule: messenger RNA, 1091 nt
Organism: Malania oleifera
Lineage: Eukaryota; Viridiplantae; Streptophyta; Magnoliopsida; Santalales; Ximeniaceae
Product: dormancy-associated protein homolog 3
Exons: 3
Coding region: 301-678 (125 amino acids)
Source: RefSeq, a predicted model, not a curated record
ACCCUCUUGAAAGCGCCACGUGACGCCCUUCCCUCCAAAUUCUCCCCAGUCCGCUACCCGUUUGUCACGUCGACCUUAUCUCUACGUGCUUCUCGAUCUGCCCUCCACGUCAGCUUGAAAACUCCAGAUCUCGAUCGACGGCUCAGAUUCCUCCGAUCCGUUCAGACCCGUUCGACCUUUAGCUCCCCCGUCCCCAUUAAAUAUCAGUGUGCCUCUACACUCCCUCUCUCCCACUCUAUCGCGAACGUUAGGGUCUUUCUAUUCUGUGCGUACCAGCUCCGCUGUUCGCUACCGUGCGCCAUGGGCCUUCUGGACCAGUUGUGGGACGACACCGUUGCCGGCCCCCGCCCGGAAAAUGGUCUCGGCAAGCUCCGGAAGUACUCUUCCCUUAAUUCCCGCUCGGCUUCCGGCAAGGAAUUGGAGGGUGGAAACGCGAGAUCCUACGGCGACGAAGAUGGUACGGACGAGGCCAUUAGGGUUACGCGUAAGAUCAUGAUAGUGAAGCCGCCAGGGUACCAGAGCGGAUCGCCGCCGGUCUCGCCUGCAGGAUCUACUCCUCCGGUAUCUCCCUUCGCCGGAGGGAGAUCAGAGUCAUUUCGGUUUCGUAGGAGGUCUACCUCGGAUGCUUACGAAAAGGCAAUGGGACCAAGGAGCCCCCCUGGUCCUUAUGAUGUGUGAAAUGUGAUCAUCAUCAGCAACCUUGCUCACCACCCAUAAUACCAAAAUCUUAUCUCCAUCCAUCCACGCAUCCAUCGGAGGGCUGAAAAUUUUCUGCUGCUAUAUGUAUGUAUGUAGUGUUUUGCUUGUGAGGGUCUCUUCCUCUCUGUUUGUAGCUUGCGGGUUCGAUUUUGGUUUCGGGUUUGUAGUUUUGUAGCUAGCUGCUAGGUGUGUAUGCAGAGUCAUAUGUGUACAUGUACAUAUGUGUCUGUGGAGUAUGGAAAGUUUGUAUGUGGCCCAUAGCAGAGAUGAGGAGUUGGAACUUUGGGUUUGGACUUCGUAAUCCAUGAUGUAUAAAUUAAGUGCUACUUUGGUGGGUACUGUAGUUUGUUUCAUCUUUGACCUACAUGGUAAGUUUUUAUGCUGUUCCUCUC